AUGACUUCGUUUCCGUUAUCGAAGGGUGCUUUGAAAAAGGCAUUCCACAAAGAUACUCAUGAUAAAGUUAAAUGUCCCCUCGUGUUUCAAAUCACAAACAUGAAGGCUGUUGACACCGUGAACAACCAAAGAAAGUACCGUAUUCUUUUGAGUGAUGGUGUAUAUUCGACCCAUGGUUUGAUCAAUGAGAAUUGUACAGCGUAUUUGGAAAAUAACAACGUUUCGAGGUACGCCACCAUCCAAGUUAAUAGAUUUAGUACCUUGACAUCAACCAAACACUUUUUUUUCAUUGAGGAUUUCGAAUUGCUAAACAAUGCUGGAGAGAAAUUGGUUGAAAAGCCAAUAUCUGUGGAUGACUAUUUUGCCGAACACCCUGACGAGGCUUCUGCUGCCAUCACAGCAAAGAGAGGCGAUUCGCUUGAUAGAAAUGAGAGUCCAGCUCCAGGAGGAGCUGGUGCCACGCCACCAGUGGCACAAUCCACAUACCCUGGUCAACAACAACAACAACAACAACAGCAACAACAACAACAGGCAGUGGCACAAAAUCCACAAUACCCCAAACCAAGAGGUGUUGGUUUGGGCGCUGGAGACAAGAACGGACCAAGAAUCUCACCCAUUGAAACAUUGUCUCCAUACCAAAACAACUGGACUAUUAGAGCGCGUGUAUCGUACAAAGGUGAAUUGAGAACUUGGUCCAAUGCAAAGGGCGAAGGUAAAGUGUUUAGUGUUAAUUUUCUCGACGAGUCGGACGAAAUCAAAGCUUCCGCAUUCAACGAAACUGCAGAAAAAGCCUAUAAUAUUCUUGAGGAGGGAAAAGUUUACUACAUCUCAAAGGCAAAAGUUGCUGCUGCGAGGAAAAAGUUUAACAAUUUGACGCAUCCAUAUGAAUUGCAAUUGGAAAAGGACUCAGAAAUCACCGAGUGUUUUGAUGAAUCAAACGUUCCUAAACUCAAUUUCAAUUUUGUCAAGCUUGACCAGAUUCAAAACUUGGAUGCAAACGCUAUCGUGGAUGUUAUUGGUGCUUUAAAAGUGGUUAAUCCACCUUUUCAGAUUACUGCCAAGUCGACUGGUAAAGCUUUUGAUAGAAGGGAUAUCACUAUUGUUGAUGAAUCGGGAUUUGCUGUAGAUAUUGGUCUUUGGAACCAAACAGCAGCAGACUUUGCCGUAGAGGAAGGUUCAGUGAUUGCAUUUAAAGGUUGUAAAGUCUCCGACUUUAACGGAAGAACAUUGAGUCUUACACAAUCCGGAUCGCUUAUUGCAAAUCCGGGCAUUCCAGAAUCGUACCAUUUGAAAGGAUGGUACGAUAAUAUUGGAGUUAAGGAAAACUACAAAUCACUCAAGACAGAGUCUGGCGCUGGAAGUAACAACCUUUCGGUUAUGGAAAGAUUUGCCCAAAGAAAAAUGAUUUCGCAAGUUGAAGAUGAAAACAUUGGUGGUCAAAAUGGUGGUGAAAAACUUGAAUAUUUUAGUACAAAGGCUAGUUUAUCCUAUGCUAAACCAGAAAACUUUGCAUACCCAGCAUGCCCAAACAUCUUAUCGCAAUCUGGAGACGCGUCUUUGUCGGGCGCGGGAGCAAGACAAAAUCCAUGUAAUAAAAAAUUAGUGCAAUACGACGAUAAAUGGAGAUGCGAGCGUUGUAACAUGGAAUUUGAUAGACCCACAUGGAGGUAUAUUCUUAAUUGUGGAAUUAUGGAUGCUUCGGGACAAAUCUGGGUGACUUUGUUUGAUGAACAAGCCAAGAAAUUGUUGGGAAUGGAAGCAAAUGAGUUAGUGGAGUUGAGCCAGGAGAACCAAAACGCUGCAGCAGAAGUGAUCCAUAGAAAUUACUUUAGAGAGUUCAACUUUAGAAUCAGGGCCAAGCAGGAUACAUUUAAUGAUCAAUUAAAGAUUAGAUACCAGUGCAUGGGAUUAACAGAUAUUGACUACACUGCAGAAUGUGACUAUUUGUGCAAAGAGAUUGACUCUGUUUUGGGCUGA
Lodderomyces elongisporus is the source of this 1977-nucleotide messenger RNA. It is a transcript of the gene RFA1, whose product is annotated as replication factor A subunit protein. Gene Ontology annotation, biological process: double-strand break repair via homologous recombination; meiotic cell cycle; DNA replication. NCBI's taxonomy places the organism in Eukaryota, Fungi, Ascomycota, Pichiomycetes, Serinales, Debaryomycetaceae. Bases 1 to 1977 code for a protein of 658 amino acids. Gene Ontology annotation, cellular component: nucleus; DNA replication factor A complex. The record is from RefSeq and is a predicted model, not a curated record. The transcript has a single exon. Gene Ontology annotation, molecular function: damaged DNA binding; single-stranded telomeric DNA binding.